Messenger RNA from Zingiber officinale, 2728 nucleotides. Its product is annotated as G-type lectin S-receptor-like serine/threonine-protein kinase At4g27290. Lineage: Eukaryota; Viridiplantae; Streptophyta; Magnoliopsida; Zingiberales; Zingiberaceae. Gene Ontology annotation, molecular function: ATP binding; protein serine/threonine kinase activity. The coding region runs from base 94 to 2559 and encodes 821 amino acids. The transcript has 7 exons. The record is from RefSeq and is a predicted model, not a curated record. Gene Ontology annotation, biological process: protein phosphorylation; recognition of pollen.
UUCCGCCAUUGACCUUCAUUUUGCCUAAAGAUCAUGAGCCAUCGGCAAAUCGGAUUUAAUGUAUCAUUAUAUUGAUCAGUUUCACCCGUAAACAUGUUGAGUGAAGCCGAAUCCAUGGCGAGAAGAAUCCCGUUCCUCCUCUACACCCUCUUCAAUCUCACGCCUGCUCUGUUUUCGCUCUCCUAUGCCGGUGAUACCUUAACCCCUGCCCAGCCUCUCCUUGAUGCCGCCGGAGCAACCUUGAUCUCCGAAGGCGGUAACUUCGAGCUGGGAUUCUUUAGCCCCGCCGGAUCUAGCAACCGCUACGUCGGCAUGUGGUUCGGCAACGUCUCCCAGCAAACCGUCGUAUGGGUCGCAAAUCGCAACCGCCCGAUCACCGAUGGCUCCGGCCUCCUGUUGCUUACUGCAAACGGAACGCUUGUCGUCUCCAACAACAGCUCCGUCGUCUUGUGGUCUUCCAGCUCACCGGGGCUCUCUAGCCCCAUGGCGCAACUCCUCGACAGCGGGAACUUGGUUGUUCGAGAAGCCGGCGACGUCGGCAGUAGCCGCUACGCAUGGCAGAGCUUUGACUUCCCGACGCACACGCUCCUCCCGGGCAUGAAGUUGGGGUGGAACCUGACGAGUAGACGCAACCGCAUCCUCACGGCAUGGACGAGCUCCAGCGACCCGGCAGAGGGGAACUACACCUUCGGCAUCGACUUGCGCGGCGAUCCCCAGAUAAUCGGAUGGGUGGGCACGCGGCAAUACUUGCGCAACGGGCCAUGGAACGGCCUCUACUUCAGCGGCGUCCCGGAGAUGAUGUCCAGCGAUAUGUUGGACUACAGCUUCGUAAUCGACGGCGAACAGGUGGUGUACAGCUACACCGUCCGAGAUCCCUCGUUGAUCAGGCAAGUGGUCAUCAAUCCGACGUCCGGCGCCAUAGAGGGCCUUCUGUGGACCAAGGACAGUCAAUCAUGGAGCACGCGGGCGGCGGUGCCGAGGGAUACCUGCGACCGCAUCAUCUCCCUCUGUGGCCCCUACGGCAUUUGCUACCCGAACGUGUGGCCUAUGUGCAAGUGUCUGACGGGUUUUCAUCCUCGGAAUCGAAACGACUGGGAGCUCGUCGCGAACACCUCCGACGGCUGCGUGAGGAACACAGAGUUGGACUGCCAUAACAAAACAGACGGGUUCAUCCUGCAGAGCAACGUGAAAUUGCCGGACACGUCCGCGUCGACGGUGGACUGGAGCACGGCGAGCCUCGAUGACUGCAAAAUUUCGUGCCUGAGCAACUGUUCUUGCACGGCUUAUGCGAGAGCGAACAUUAGCAGUAAUGGCCGAGGGUGCAUCUUGUGGUUCACUCAGCUCACAGACAUCAAAUUGUUCAACACUGGAUCCGGACAAGAUCUAUACGUCAGGGUUGCAGCUGCAGACGUGAAAGAAGCCAUGGAAUCAAGUGGUUCUCACAGAGGCGUGAUCAUAGUCGUCUCCUCGGUGGCAACUUUGACUUUUCUUACACUUGUUGCCUGUUUCAUUUGGAAAAGGAAGAAAACAGAGUAUUCUAUCCGGGAAGAAAUUGAAGAAGAGAUGAUAAACCUGCCCUCGUUCGACUUUGCUGCAAUUGUACAAGCUACUGAUAACUUUUCUUCGUCUAACAAGCUUGGAGAGGGAGGGUUUGGUCCUGUGUAUAAGGGUAGGCUGAAAGAAACGGAAAUAGCUGUGAAAAGAUUGUCCAAAACAUCAGAACAAGGUGCAGAUGAGUUCAAGAACGAGGUAGUGUCAAUCGCGGAGCUUCAACAUAGAAAUCUUGUUCGACUCCUCGGCUAUUGCAUUGAAGCAAAUGAGCGAAUGUUGCUCUAUGAAUACAUGCCCAAUGGAAGCCUAGACAAAUUCUUGUUUGAUAAAGUCAAAGCUAGAUCGCUGGAUUGGAAAUCGCGUUACAACAUAAUUCUUGGCAUUGCUCGAGGUUUUCUCUACCUUCAUCAUGAUUCGAGACUAAGAAUCAUUCAUAGAGAUUUGAAAGCAAGUAAUAUUCUUCUUGAUAAAGAUAUGAAUCCAAAAAUAUCAGAUUUUGGCUUAGCAAAAAUAUUUGAUGGAAAUGAAACAAUAAGAAAAACAAGGAGAGUCGUUGGAACAUAUGGAUAUAUGUCUCCAGAAUAUAUCAAAAAUGGAACUUACUCAGUGAAAUCAGAUGUUUUUAGUUUUGGUGUAUUGAUACUUGAAAUCAUUUCCAGCAAAAAGAAUGUUGGAUGCUACAUUUCUACAGAGCACCUAAACCUUCUAGAGCAUAUUUGGACUUUGUGGAAGGAAGAUAGAGUUUUGGAAGCUGUGGAUGAGUUAAUAGGAUCAUUUUGUGUUGCUGAAGUUUUGAAGUGUAUAAAUAUCGGGCUCCUGUGUGUUCAAGAGCAACCAAAAGACAGACCCACAAUGUCAUCAAUAGUAUCAUUUUUGGGUAAUGAUACUACUCAAUUGUUAGAACCUAAAAGACCAGGUUUUGUGAUGCCAACAGAUCCAUCUGAAACUAAUUUGAAUAGUUUUGAUCCUUUUAAUCAUUUAUCAAUCACAGUUUUAGAAGGUCGAUAAAAUCAUCACAAUCAAAAUGUAGAUACCAUUUUGAUGUCAAUUCAACAUUUUUUAUUUUUAUGUUACAUGUCAAACAACAGUAGACAAUACAUAAAGAUUGAUAUUGUAAAAUGUGCUCUAGCGAUGUUCUGAAACAUGUUCUUGUAAUACUGUCAAAAAUUUUAUCUCA